This is a messenger RNA of Chironomus riparius, 3127 nucleotides long. The record is from the annotation of a GenBank genome assembly. NCBI's taxonomy places the organism in Eukaryota, Metazoa, Arthropoda, Insecta, Diptera, Chironomidae.
AUUCUUCUCAAAUAUUUAAAUUGUGUUCAUUUUUAGUGAAUAAGAACGAAAUGUUGAUAAAAAACUAUUGAAAAAAGUUCAAAUUAAUUAAAAAGACUGAAAAGUGAAAAAAAAAAUGUUUAAAAUUGUGAUAAGAAAAAAUUCGAAUAAAUUGAUGGACUCUGGACGACAUAUGAAUCAGGUUGAUAGACUUAAAGCUUCAAAUGAUGACAGUUUUGAGCUAUCAGAAGUUAAAGUAGACAACAACAUUCGAUCAAAUUCAAGUUCAUCACUUAGAGUUCCUCAAAACAUCGAACAAAUGUCAUAUCUAGCCGAUCAGCACAUCAACCUCCUCAUGUCUAAAUCAUUUUGUGGUCACGAUGUCCACGAAGAUGAAUCAACAAGAGAGCAUGUGCUGAAUGCUUACAAAUUCCUUAAUUCAACUCCAUUCCUUAAUGUCAUUCUCAUGGUCGUCGCUUCAUCAACAAAAGUUCGGAGUGUCUUUGACUUUAAUCGUGAUUCUGUGUACAUGGCUGAUCCAACAGUUCCUUCAAAUACUAAAGGAAUGUUUUAUCUUUCUGGUCGAGUUUAUAUUGGUGCUCAGCAGCUGCUGGAUGAGGCGACAAAAAAUGAAGUUUAUGCAACUUUGGCUCAUGAGUUUUGUCACUACGCGACUGACUUGACUUAUGGGAACUUUGCAAAGCCAUACGCAAAAAAUGAUAGCAAAACCAGACAGCAAUUUGAGGAAAUAUCUCAAAAAUGUCAGCAACAGCAAGGAUUUGAAGAAUAUAUCGACAUCGUCUUUCAACAUUAUCCACCUGCUGUGCAGCAUGCAGAACUGAUUGUUCGAGUUCCUCAUUUAAUCGCUUUGUACAGCAACGAUCCUGAAAGAUUGAAGGAAGUAAGAGAAAAAUUCAUUGAAUUAUUCGAGUUUUAUGAGACAAAAGUAUAUCCUGAGAUGCAAGAGGCACUGCCAAAAAUAAAUCAACAAGAUCAGCUCAAAGAAAAGGAGCAAAAAAUUCUAAAAUUAAGAAAAAUUGCUUGUAUUUCAUUUAUUUGUACAUUAGUUGCCAUUAUUUUAGUCAUAGCUUUAACAUGUUUACUUAGUCAACCUAAAAAUUACACAUUCUCUAACAUUACAACAUACGACAAGCUUAAAAUCCAUAAUUCAUCAAUAAUCUAUAAGGACAUUGAGGUUAGGUUUCAUGAUUUAUUCCCAGACAAUUCUACAGCUUAUUAUAAGCUUACUUCCGAUCACAUCUCACAAAUCCUCGAUGGACAAGCCUUAGAUUUUAGUGAUUCUCACUUCCAGUAUCUAAACAACUUAGUCAAUCAUGAUUGGAAGAAUUUGGCGGGAAAAUUAAAACAAAAAUUUUUAACCUCAAAUUUUACAUUUCAAAAUGAAAGUUUAAAGUUUGAAAAGUUGGCAGAAAUAAGUUUGGAAGUCUUUAAUUCACUAAGUUCUGAGCAGAUUGUGGAUGUGUUGGAUGGGAAGGAACUAGUCAUUGGGAGCAUGGUUGAGGGUAAGAUUGAUUAUUAUAUUGAAAGGAGGUUUGUUGUUGAGGAUGAAGAUAAGAAAGAGAUUGAUUUUGAGGUUAGGGAUUGGAUGGAAGCUAAGGAUGUGAAGGAACUUAGCGAUAGCGACAAUAAUGAAGCUAAGGAAGUAAAGAGAAUUGGCGGGGAAUAUAAAACUGAAGGGGAAGAUAAGAUUGAAGGUAGAAGUGGACAUGGAAGUGAUAUUGAAGCUGAAGAUAAGCAACAAAGUAGGAAUAAGCAAAGCCAAAGGGUUAUAGAAGAUAAGAUUGAGAAUAUUCAUAAUUUAGGAGAGUUUAGAGAGGUUAGAAAAGUUCUAGAAACCCAAGAGAGAUCAGAAGACAUUAGAAUCACCACUUUAGAGUCCCAAGAUCACAAACCAGAACAUAAUCUAGUCCAAAAUUCAAAAAACACACAAGAAAUCAUCCAAGAAGCUUUAGAAAGUAGAAUAUUCAUUCUUAAUUCAGAGAUUCGAGCUGGAAAGACUGUAAUUUUCCAACAAUUAACAAUGGUGAUUAAGAGCAGCUUUCCAACUCGAUGGGUUUCUUUUGUCGAUCUUAGCGAUAUUAAUGUUAAUUCUAGUUUACAAAAAUUUAGCGAAACUUUAGAAAAUGAAGUGAAAAUUGAAGAUUUAAUUGAAUUCUUUAGCAAUAUAUUAAGAUUAGAUGCUAAUAAUAAGUUUGAGGAAGCUGUGUUUGAAAAGCUGUUUAAGUUAGGGAAUGUCGUCAUCCUUUGGGAUAACUACGACUUACUUCCUCUUAAAAAUAGAGAAUUAAUCACAAAAAUAUUCAAAUUAACUUUCAAUCUCACCAAUAAUGUUCAAUUCAUCUCAAGCAUGCCAUUUUUUAGCUACCAAUUUAGAGAAUCAUUAAAUGCCAAAACCUACCAAUCAGUUCCAUUCACAGAAUCUGAACAAAAAGAAUAUUUCAAAAGUUUAUUUAAAUUACAAAAUUUAACAAUCGAAAAAGUUGAAAAUUACACUCAAAUUGCAUUUAACAUUUCAAAGACUUUACAGCUUGACAGUCCACUAAUGCAGAAAUUUAUAGCUCAAAACUACAAACCAGAAUCCGUUAAUUUUUAUGAAAUCUGCAAGACAUUUGUGGAAAAAACAAUUGAAAAUUACCAAACAAGUAAAAGUGGACAAGAAUUUUUUAGAUUUUUAAUUUUAAAGCAAAUCAAGUUUGACAUGAUGGAAAUGUACCAAAAUGUUGCAUUUCUGAAAGCACUCAACCUUAAUUUAGGAUCAAAUAACACAAAAUCUGAAUCUAAACAUUAUAAUGAAUUAGAAAUUUUAAAACUUAAAAUUCCGAAAGAACUCGAAAUUGAGGAAAUUGCAAGAAUGGGAAUUUUAAGCUUUAAAAGUGAAUUUGACUAUAAAUUCCUGCAUAAAACAAUUGCUGACUUCUUUUUUGCCAAAUAUUUUAUUGAUAAUUUAUGUAUUUUAAGCAAUGAUGUAAAUGAGGCUGAGAUUAAGUUAAGAAUAGAGAUUUUUAAGUAUUUAUUGAAAAGCUAUGACAGAAGUGAAAUGGUUGUGACUUUAAUUAAAGAACACCUGAAAGAUAAAAUCAGAUGCAGUCAAGAUUUUAAUGAAAUCUUAAAUCUAAGCAUUUAUUAA